This is a messenger RNA of Lacerta agilis (Sand lizard), 2320 nucleotides long. It is a transcript of the gene IYD, whose product is annotated as iodotyrosine deiodinase. Gene Ontology annotation, molecular function: oxidoreductase activity. Bases 95 to 970 code for a protein of 291 amino acids. The transcript is spliced from 6 exons. NCBI's taxonomy places the organism in Eukaryota, Metazoa, Chordata, Lepidosauria, Squamata, Lacertidae. The record is from RefSeq and is a predicted model, not a curated record.
UGCGCCAUUAGUUCCACCCCUUCUGUGCAUCUCAGUCUCGAUCUCACCAAAUCUCUCACUCUUUUGAAAGGGAAGCAUUUGUUGCGUGCGGACUAUGGCAUUCUCUCCCCUAACUCCCGUCUUUGUAGCAAUAAUCUGUGUCCUGAUUGUAAUAAUACUGAAAGGAAGCAGGAAGAGCAGCAGAAAAGAGCAGAGCAAUGCCAGCCACAAGACAGAGUCUCGCCCGUGGGUGGAUGAAGACUUAAAAGACAGCACCGAUCUGCCUGUGGAGGAAGAAGAUGAUGGUGAAUGGCAAGGCUUAGAUGACAACAUUGCUCACGUCUCCUUCUCAACUGAGCGAUAUGCUGAAGAAGACAUGCUGAAGAGAUCAAAGGCUUUCUACGAGCUUCUCAAUAAGAGACGAUCGGUCCGGUUUAUAAGUGACGAGCCGGUUCCAAGAGAGGUCAUUGACAAUGUGAUUAAAACAGCAGGAACAUCUCCCAGUGGGGCACACACGGAGCCUUGGACUUUUGUAGUAGUGCAAGAUGCAGAAAUAAAACACAAGAUCCGGGAGAUCAUAGAAGAUGAAGAAGAAAUAAACUACAAAAAAAGGAUGGGAGACAAAUGGGUUAAUGACUUGAAAAGAUUGAGGACAAACUGGAUAAAAGAAUACUUGGAUGCAGCUCCCUACCUGAUUCUUAUUUUCAAGCAGGUGUAUGGAAGGCUUCCAAAUGGGAAAAAGAAAACCCACUACUACAAUGAGAUCAGUGUGUCUAUUGCCUGCGGCAUCCUCCUCGCUGCACUCCAGAAUGUGGGUCUGGUGACGGUUACCUCUACACCCCUGAACUGCGGCCCACGUCUAAGGGUGCUGCUUGAGCGUCCAACAAAUGAAAAGCUACUCUUGCUGUUACCUGUUGGCUACCCCAGAAAAGAUGCUACUGUGCCAGACCUGACACGGAAACCGCUGGAAGACAUUAUGGUGGUUGUAUAAACAUGGAGCAGUCAAGGAGACCCUUGAAAAUGUGUUGCUGUCGAGAGUUUUCUGCAAAUUGUUUGCUUCCUUUGGCCAGUUGCAUUGGGCACAUUCAAGUGGGCAGCAGCCUCCUUGACAUAGGCUCAUGUGCAUCCAGAAUCACAUGGAGAAUGGUACACAUACAAACCUGCUCACAUGGAUUUCACACAAUUGUAAAUGGGUGUGCAUUUUUCACGCAGCAUCCACCACAAUCUCAAAAGUGUGGUAAAGUCCAAAGGAAUCCACUUAGAGGAGGCUACAGCAUGUCUAAGUCAGUACAUAUUCCAUACACCUUUUGUGUCUUCUUAGCUACAUUUUAUGUGUAUCUCUCCAGCUGUUUAAGUCUAGACACCAUCUAAAUCCCAAUAAUGACAACAGGUGCACUCGCUAAUAACAGUAAGUAAUCAGAAUUAGUAAAGUGAGUAUGGAGUAGUUAAUUGAUCAGUAUUAUUGAUUACUCCAAGGGCAAAUACGCAAUGGCAUUUCAAUGACCUUCAUCACUUUAAUUUUCACAGUCCCCUGAUCCGAAUUGCCUAAUACCUUUCCUUAAUAUUUUGGUGAUUUUGAUUUGCAUAGAAUACAUACGUGUUAGGACAGUCAGUUCCCAGUCUUCAGCAAUGCCCUCUGAAUAUGAAUAAAGUUUCUAUUUCUCAGUGCAUCAUCCUCUCUGCUUUUAGCUCUGAAGAGAAAGCUAAUAUUUACAGAGAUAGUUUUAAGUCUCACUCACAGCUUCGUCUGGGAGCAUGUGAAAUCAUCAUAGGGAAGGGAGCGUCUGAGCUGAAAGGCCAUGAAAAAAGCAUCUAUAGCAACAACAUUACCAAAUCUGGUGGCCUCCAGAUGUUUUGGAUUACAACUAACAUAAGUCUCAGCCUUUAUAGCCAGUGGCUAGGGUCAUGGGGGUACUGGUCUAAAACAUCUGGAGAGCACCAGGUUGCAGGUGCCUAUAGGAUACGUGAGUUUUAAGUCAGAGCACAGCAGGUUUACGCAGGGUUUAGCUCACCAGCAUCUUUCUUUUUGGACAGCUAAAUAUUGAACAUGAAUGUAUUAUUUUGUGCAACUCCUACUUCCCUUAGUUACAGCACCAGUCAUCUGUCAUCUGUUUCCUUUCAAGGACAGAAUAGUAAUAAUGUAAGGGACUUUUCUGCUGCUUGUUGAUUAAUGAAUUAAUUAAGCUGGGGUAUUGAAUCUUUUUAAGGUGAGAGCUACAUUCUCUUGUGGGUAACUUUCUGGGACCCAGAUGCCAGUGGUGGGUUGAGCCAAAGCAAGACACGGGUGGUGCUGUGGUCUAAACCACUGAGCCUCUUGGGCUUGCCAAUCAGAAGCUCGGCA